AAGAUUGAGCAGAUCAUCUGAAUCUGGAUCUUAUUGCUGGGUUUUCUUGCGGGGGAACCGGGCUGCUGCCAUUCGUCCCCACUCCUUCUCGGAGAUUUUGUCAGAAGACGUAGUCCAGGGCGCUGCAAUAAACACACUUCAGCCUGGGUUCGUGCUUUGAGAGGUUUGACCGACGGCACAGUGAGCCUAUCGGCACAGAGCACGGCCGCCCUUUGCCCAAUAGCAAUGGGGGGGCGGGGAUAGAGGGGGCGGGCCGUGAGCGCUUACGGUAGCUGCUGGCUGGCAGUGUCAGUGACAGCGCGAUGGCUGCCCGCGGGUUAGUGAACGAGAGGGAGGCUGGAUGAGACAGGAUCGCGUUUAAAUUAAAAAACCCUGGCCGUCGCUCGGCCCCUUUCAGAGACUGUUGGACGUUAUUCUGCGCCGAUCCGGAGAGAAGAAGAAGGAGAAGGGUCCCCGAGCGAGGUGGUGUGGCGGAUCUCCUCUGCUCGCACGUCGUCCCUGAGCCCCGCUGCCUCAGGCCUGGACUCAGACCCCGGGGUGGGAGUAGCGCCGAUGCCGCGCUUCGAGCGCCUCUAAGCGGCUACGGCAGCUGAGGCGAAGGCUUCUACUUCUCCCGCAGAGAAAGGUGUGCCGUUUCCACGCGAGUUUAAGAAAGCCGGCUCUCGGCGCGACGGAAUUGCUCAGCAACUAGAGACAGUGGUUUUAUUUUCGGUAGUUUUUUUUUUCCCCUCCGGAAUAGUGUGUUUUUAUGGUGAAUGUGCUACGGCGUAAAGCCCUGAGCUGCUGCCCAGCCGUACGCGCAGUAUCAGGCAGUGUGCCGCAGACUGCAAGUGUCGUGUGCCUUUUUUUGCGGAUGUGCGAGGUAUUCUUCACUCCCCCGCCCCGCCGAGUACAUUUUUUGAAUGAGCUCAAAAUGCUGUCGAGAAGCGACACUAACAUCUUUUAAAGGGCAGGAAGGAGACGUGUUUUUUUUUUCCUCCCCAACACGAGGGCGUGCUUGCUUGCUCUUUCUGUCCACGGUGCGACAUCACCAGAGCCGCUUCCGCGGCCCGAUUUCUUCCGUCAAACCAGAUAUCCCCCCCCCGUUGUUUCAGGCCGAUCUUUCUUGAAACAUUUUCCUCGGCGUCUUUUUUUUUUUGAAAGCCCUUCUUUGUUGUGAUAGUUUAACCCCGGACGGGAGAACAAUGGACCCAUAGACGAGGCGCCCUGCGAGAGGCGCAUCGCUGCCCAACACAAAGAUGCGUGUGUCUCCUCAGGGGAGGGGAUUGCUGAUGGACUGCGGUCUGCAUGUCUUAUCCAGGUUUUGUUUUUGUUGUUGUUGUUAAGCGGCAGUAAAUGUGCGUUUUAAUGCAAGGUCUGCUCGGAUCUAACUAUUUUUUUAACAGAUGUUGAGCUUCGGGGAGCGGUCCCACACAGUUGUUCCGCAUUACAGCCAGCUCGCCGGUUGUGCGCUCGGCUGGGAAGGUUGGACUCGCAUGAAGACAGAUCGUAUGGGCUCCGAUACCUUCACCCAUUCGGCAUAUCAGUCAUACACUAAUCCCUUCUGGUGUGCUGGUUUGCAGUGAGUGCCCCCCACCCCCCCGUGUUGUCCACACUGAGUUCAUCCCCAGGAGAGGAGCCUGUUGGCUUGUGUCUUCGCACAAGCAGGACAGAAACGGAAGUUUGAUCCUUGAUUUUUUUUUCAAGUCAAGGCGCGAUACCUGCUGGGCUCCCCAGUUUUUGUCAUACCUGAGUCUUGCCCUCGCUCUGUGACGAAAACCCCCCCCCCCAGAGAAAGGCAGGGCCGCUGCCUUGAAGACGUCUUCAGGUGUUUAGUGGGGAUCCCCGGACUUAUCUUCGGCACCCAUGAGAGGGAGGAUGGGCACCCAGGGGAGCCCCGUAAAGAGUUACGACUAUCUCCUCAAGUUCCUGCUGGUGGGAGACAGCGACGUGGGCAAGGGAGAGAUCCUGGACAGCCUUCAGGAUGGCUCGGCGGAGUCCCCCUACGCGUACAGCAGCGGGAUUGACUACAAGACCACUACGAUCCUGCUGGAUGGGAGGAGAGUCAAACUGGAGCUGUGGGACACAUCAGGACAGGGCCGGUUCUGCACCAUCUUCAGGUCCUACUCCCGGGGGGCGCAGGGCAUCCUGCUAGUGUAUGACAUCACCAACCGCUGGUCCUUCGACGGCAUCGACCGCUGGAUCCGGGAAAUCGACGAGCACGCUCCUGGGGUGCCCCGGAUCCUGGUGGGGAACCGGCUACACCUAGCAUUCAAGAGGCAGGUGCCCACGGAGCAGGCGCGCGCCUACGCCGAGAAGAACGGCAUGACCUUCUUUGAGGUCAGCCCGCUCUGCAACUUCAACGUCAUCGAGUCCUUCACCGAGCUGUCCCGCAUCGUCCUCAUGAGGCACGGCAUGGAGAAGUUCUGGAGGCCCAACAGAGUGUUCAGCCUGCAGGACCUGUGCUGUCGAGCCAUCGUAUCUUGCACUCCGGUGCACCUGAUUGACAAGCUGCCCCUGCCUGUUGCCAUCAAGAGCCACCUGAAGUCCUUCUCCAUGGCCAACGGGAUGAACGCGGUCAUGAUGCACGGCCGCUCAUACUCGCUGGCCAACGCUGCGGGCGGCAGCAAGGGGAACAGCCUGAAGCGCUCCAAAUCCAUCCGGCCCCCCCAGAGCCCCCCGCAGAACUGUGCCAGGAACAACUGCAAGAUCUCUUAGCACGGGGGCCGAGGCCAGCGAGCUCGGGACCACCGGCAAGCCACAGGCUCCCACCCCCCGCCCCCCCCCCCCCCCCCCCCCCCCCCAAGCUGUCCUGCUGCUGAAAUCCUGCAAGGACGGACUCAGCGGAGAAGACGGGCUGGGUCUCUCCUGCUGCUGGUGCAGCCAUCACCCGGCACCAUCUCUGCUGCUGUCCGUCUUGUUCAGCCUUUCGCCUACUGCUUGCGGAGAGUUCCUCACUCUUUCUUCACACAUGGGACAUGGAGUGAAGUGUCUGUUUGUUUUUUUAACACACACACACACAUAUAUGUAUUAUUUAACAGAAAAAAAUUGAAGACCCAGAGAAAGAGACCUUUUUUUGUAAUGUAAAGUUUUGCACUGAAAUUUGUAUGCUGUUUUUGCAGUGUUCGAAAGGGACACAGUGUAGUUCUGGGGGGUGGCAGCACCAGGAAACUCGAAUAUCUGCCCUUCUGUCGCCCGUUGGAGUGUGGCAGUCUUGCCAGCCCCUAAAAAAAAGCAGAGAGGUCUGAUAAUAUGAUGGGAAGUACGGAUUUCCAUUUUCUCCCCCAUUUUCUUUCCGUUUUUUUAAGACCUAACUCCACAGACUGUGAAACGCCAUAUGGGUGCUGCUGCAAAAAAAGGUGAAAUUCUGUUGCUAGCAUGUUCCCUGCUUGCCUUGUGAUCCUUUCUUUCUUGCCAGGUGCUCUCUGCACAGUCUCUACUGUGUUCUAUCUUUUGGUUCAGUAACAAGUGCACCAAAGAUGUGUCUUUCCAGGGUAGAGAUGUGACAGCGUGCGUGAAGCCAACGAAAUUGGGAGUUGUGAGUUUUUUCUACCUUACACUAAAUGGUAGGUGCAUUGAACCACCAUUUAGUCUAAUUUAAUCUGAUCUUUUUUUUUAAAGAAGUUUCCGUUUUUUCAGACUUUUAUUUAUUUUUUAAAGCCUGAUCUGUAAUUGUAUUUAACCAGACUUAAAAAUGAUACGCAGGAUGUUUGUGUCCAAAAGUCUGUCAUUUGAACCGGCCCCAUGUACAUUCAGUCCCUACCGAACCCGAGUCCAGAGUCCUUCAGCAGACCGGCUUUGCUAGCUCGUCUCCUCCGUGUUGUGGUGCUUGCCCUGAUUGUAGAUGAAAGAUGGCUUUCACACAGAAAAACAAAACUCAGUUUUUGCCUUUUGGAUAAAUGCUGGCUGACUCAUCACUACAUUUCUUGCCGUCUAGGUGACUUCUUAAUCCAUAUAUCAGUUGAAAAAGGAAAAAAAAAAAACACUUGCUAUAAUUUCUAUGGCUGCAGCACUUCUGUGGGGAAGCGCGUUUUGGUGGUCGGGGGAGAUGUUUUCUCGCGAGACCCACCCCUAUUCGGGUUCUGUCCGCUUUCCAUGUACGCUGCAGUUGCAGGAAGGCCUUUUAAUCCUCCCGUGGGGCACCAAAGACCUCCUCAUUUCAAAGUUCCGCAUUUUGCAGAGAAGCGCCUCAGCAGUUCAGUAGGAUUUGUUCAACAUGCCUUAGCAAUCCUCUGUUUUUCUUCCUUUUGACAAUCUGAGGGCUGAAUCGGUCUCGGCUGCUGAGGCCAAAGACUAACUCAAACCUUUAGUGUGGAGUUCUGCACCAGUGGCCCUGUAAGCUGGUUCUCUUUCCGCUGGGGAGAUCUGCAACUCCUGCUCGCCUCGGGUUCAUUUCUAAAGCUCCUCUGCUUUUUUUUUUUUUUGCACCGCCACCACCCGCAUGUGCCCAAAGACCGCUGCUUAGCACACCUGAGGAAGAGCCCAUAAUCUCUUCCGCUCCCUCAGCAGUUACUUGUGUUGCAUGAAAGACCUGAACCAGACUUGAACCGCUGUGCGCUGAAAUGUGACUUUUAUUGGAUCCCCAGCCACACAUUCUAAGCUUUGUGUUCCAAUGACGUUGUGUGUAUUUUUUUUUCUUUAAAAAUAAUCGUUAACAUUGCAGAUGAAGGUUGGGGUACAUUAUUUUUAAUAAAUGCAAGGCCCUUUUUCUGGGGGGGGACAAAACAAGCUAAUGGUGUGCCUGGGGGGGUAGAAAUUGCCAAAAUGGAAAACUUGGCCAAGGAUGUAGAGAGGGUAGGAAUCCGUCUGGUCUGUAGAAAAAGCACAACUUGGUAAGAAGUUAAAUUCAUUGGAAUUUGUUUUAUAAGCAUUUGCAGUGUUUCGAUAACACUUGUUUCACUUGCAGUGCUGAAAUCGUUUCCGACAGUGCGUUGUCUCGGUUCUUUCCAGCAGUACUUGCUUUCUCCGGGAGCCCUGUUUGCACAGAGAGUGCAGUCGGGCCCCUCCCCCCGCCUUCAGGGACCGGCCACGGCCUCCUUGAGCCCAGCCCAGCCCAGCACAUGAAGCCCACCCUUGAGUAGGCUGAGAGUUGGGUUGCUCUUGAAGGCUCGGCUAGUGACAAGAUGACAGUGCAUCCUAUCGACACGGUGGUGUGCAGGGGCUCGAUUAGUUGCAUGAAAGAAUUAGAACUGUAAGUGCACAGCGGUCUGUGCAGACUCGAGAUGCCCUGCACCCUGGAAAAUAGGAUAGGAUUGUGCAGCUCUGAACGACAUCUUUGCAUCUUGACUGACUAGUCUCCUGAGCACACGAAACCUGUCCUUGUCAUUGCCUUGCAUUGCUUCCAUUUAGAAAACUAGUUCUUAUGUGGAAUAGUGGUGCUCGACAGUCUGCGUACACUGAAGUGUAAAGAGAGUGCAGAGCAGUCGGGAAGGAGUGGCCCUCUUUAUAUUCAAAGGCUUUGCCUGUUGCAGUGUUUAGACGGGAGUAGUUGCUAAUCCAGUUUUUUUUCUUCUUCCUCGAGUCGUAAAAUACCUUCAAGGAGAACGAGGCGAUGCAGCCCACCCGUUGCAGAACUUAAACUGUUCAGUUUAUACGGAGAGAAAAUUGACCGUGACCGUGUUCGUUUGCGAUUUUCACUUCAUUCCCUUUCUGCGGCACAUCCCUGUUUGCUUGUUAUUAUAUUGAAAUGUUUUUAUCUCUUUGAGUUGUGGA
Lepisosteus oculatus (spotted gar) is the source of this 5691-nucleotide messenger RNA. It is a transcript of the gene rab40c, whose product is annotated as RAB40c, member RAS oncogene family. Gene Ontology annotation, molecular function: GTPase activity; GTP binding. Gene Ontology annotation, cellular component: plasma membrane; endosome; synaptic vesicle. Gene Ontology annotation, biological process: intracellular signal transduction; protein localization to plasma membrane. The record is from RefSeq and is a predicted model, not a curated record. Lineage: Eukaryota; Metazoa; Chordata; Actinopteri; Semionotiformes; Lepisosteidae.